Messenger RNA from Somion occarium, 1540 nucleotides. The record is from the annotation of a GenBank genome assembly. NCBI's taxonomy places the organism in Eukaryota, Fungi, Basidiomycota, Agaricomycetes, Polyporales, Cerrenaceae.
ACUCUGUCAUAGGUCAUGAACAUAAGAAAUAAUGCAAGAUGCUUGUCCCAGCCUUCUCUGUUGGUAAUAUCAAGGAAAUGACGCCGCACUUUUAUCAGAUUGCCCUUCCGAGACGGACUUCGUUCGGAAAUCGGGUGGUCAUCGAAGACCGUCGAUAUGCAUCGGUGGUUCAACCGUGCUAGUGUUGAACGUAUCAGUCAAGGUGGUCUCGGUGCCUCUCUUAAUGUUUCGGAGGAUGGGAAUGCUCCCCACCCGUACGGUAAUGCCAUGAGAGCUUAUAUACCCCUGCUCACCCAACUUGUGCCGCUUUUGACGCUAAUGCCAUAUGCCCGAAAUGUUGGUUCCGCUCGUUUCAGAAGAUGGCUAGUCGGUUUGAUUCCUGUCCCCAUGGUCCAAAGGUUCAAGGCGAUUAUUGAUACCAUGGAUACCCAAGCUCGCAAUAUUUAUGCCACUAAAACUGAGCGUAAAUCUCAUAUGCAGGACGGUGGCAAGGACAUCAUGAGUAUUCUCUCUAAAGUCAACGCACAAACCCCAGAGCAUAGCCGUUUAAGUGAAGAUGAGUUGCUCGGUCAGAUGUUACUCCUCAUUUUCGCGGCUACAGAUACUACGGCCUCGAUUCUGAUGACCGCGUUCCAAUUGCUCGCGCAGUGUCAAGAUAUUCAAGAUAGGAUCAAAGCGGAGAUCCUUGCUGCUCAUUACCAGUAUGGCGAAGAAAUUCCUUACGAACAGCUCAUGGCGCUGCCUCUUCUGGACGCUGUAUGCCGCGAGACUCUUCGCCUACACCCGCCUGUGCCAUAUUUGAUACGACAAGCCAGGAGAGACCUUGUUUUGCCUCCGUCGAAGCCUCUUGUAGGCAAGGAUGGAACCAUUCUGCAAGAAGUCUCCGUCCCAAUGAAUACCUUCAUCAUCGUGGCAGUUCGUGGAGCUAACUUCAGCCGGGACAUUUGGGGAGAUGAUGCAGAACAGUGGAAGCCUGAGCGCUGGAUCGAGCCAUUGCCAGCUUCCGUAUCCGAGGCUCGUAUGCCUGGAGUAUUCUCGCAUAUGAUGACAUUCAAUGGUGGGGCUAGGUCUUGCGUUGGAUACAAGUUUUCUCUCCCAGAAAUGAAGGUGGUAAUAACCAUGCUUUUGGUAUCAUUCAAAUUCUUUCCAUCUGACAUUGACAACGACAUCGUCUGGAAUCUGGCUAUUGUUAGAUACCCAACGGUUGGGAAGCAAUCCGAUCGAGCCUCACUUUCCAUGACUGUCGUCCCCCUUUCUGCUCAAGCUGACGACAUGGAGUAACAUACUACGUAAUUCUCAUUCUCAUUCUGACUUCAUGAUUUUCGUAUUCAUUGCUGUAUUUAUCUGAUUCAGAAGUUAUUACUAUAACACAUGCCAUCCGUUGAUGAGCGCAUGACUCGAUGUAUGACCAAAGCCACCUGGGUAGGGGAUACACAAGUUAACCUUAGGCAUGAAGGAUGAGCAGGGUCAUGAAACAUAAGCUACAAAGUAUAGGAACUUUACAACGAGCAUCUCCCGUGAAUUCAUUGCGCUAACCAUU